Molecule: messenger RNA, 6417 nt
Organism: Symphalangus syndactylus (siamang)
Lineage: Eukaryota; Metazoa; Chordata; Mammalia; Primates; Hylobatidae
Gene: FBXL14
Product: F-box and leucine rich repeat protein 14
Biological process (GO): SCF-dependent proteasomal ubiquitin-dependent protein catabolic process
Cellular component (GO): SCF ubiquitin ligase complex
Molecular function (GO): protein binding
Source: RefSeq, a predicted model, not a curated record
UACCAUUGCGCGGGCGCGGGGGAGCGGCAGCGGCGGAGGGGACGCGCUGCAGGGCGGCGGAGCCGGGGCCGGCCCGGGCGCUACCAAACGCGAGGCCCGCCUGCUCGCCCGGGGUCUGCGCCGAGCCGCGCUCCGGCCGGACGGCCGCGGCGUCCUUGGUGCGGGGGCCGGCAGCUCCCAAGUGGCCGCGGACGGCGGGGGAGAAGGAACGCACGCCGCCGGCCGGGAUUGGCCUCCUGGUCCCCCCGCCUGGGCGGCGGAGUGCGGGCGGCCCGGGGCUGGGAGGUUUGAAAAGCGGGCGAGAGACAAAGGCAGCAGGAAGCCUCCUCCGCGCCCGGAGCCCGUGCGCCCGGCCCCCGGGGCCCCCUCGCCGCCCGCCGGCCCGCGGAGCAGCGGCGGCGGCGGCAGGAGGCGGAGGAUGCGGCAGGGGGCGUGGGCGCGGCGGCGCGGGCGGAGCAGCGCGGCCCGGGCGCGGCGUGGGUAGAGCCGAGGCGGCGGCCGGCCUCCGGGAGCGAGAGCGAGGCGCCUUCCCCGCCCGGGAUGUGAGCGCCGUGCGGAGCCCGGGGCGGGGGAGGGCCGGGCCGGAGGCGCAGCCGGCAGGAAGGAAGGACGGACGGACCAGGAGGAGGAGCGGCGGCCGGAGCCGGAAGGCGGGGAGGGGCCGGCCGUUGGGCCCGAGGCGGCGGCGGCGGCGGCUGGGGAGAAGCGCUCUCGUCUCCUGCCCGAGGCCGGAGCGGCGGGGCCCGCGCCUCCUCCCCCCAGCGCCGCGGAGGGGGGAGGAGGAAGAUGGAGACCCACAUCUCAUGCCUGUUCCCGGAGCUGCUGGCCAUGAUCUUCGGCUACCUGGACGUCCGGGACAAGGGGCGCGCGGCGCAGGUGUGCACGGCCUGGCGGGACGCCGCCUACCACAAGUCGGUGUGGCGGGGGGUGGAGGCCAAGCUGCACCUGCGCCGGGCCAACCCGUCGCUGUUCCCCAGCCUGCAGGCCCGGGGCAUCCGCCGGGUGCAGAUCCUGAGCCUCCGCCGCAGCCUCAGCUACGUGAUCCAGGGCAUGGCCAACAUCGAGAGCCUCAACCUCAGCGGCUGCUACAACCUCACCGACAACGGGCUGGGCCACGCGUUUGUGCAGGAGAUCGGCUCCCUGCGCGCUCUCAACCUGAGCCUCUGCAAGCAGAUCACUGACAGCAGCCUGGGCCGCAUAGCCCAGUACCUCAAGGGCCUGGAGGUGCUGGAGCUGGGGGGUUGCAGCAACAUCACCAACACUGGCCUUCUGCUCAUCGCCUGGGGUCUGCAGCGCCUCAAGAGCCUUAACCUCCGCAGCUGCCGCCACCUUUCGGAUGUGGGCAUCGGGCACCUGGCCGGCAUGACGCGCAGCGCGGCGGAGGGCUGCCUGGGCCUGGAGCAGCUCACGCUGCAGGACUGCCAGAAGCUCACAGAUCUUUCUCUAAAGCACAUCUCCCGAGGGCUGACGGGCCUGAGGCUCCUCAACCUCAGCUUCUGUGGGGGCAUCUCGGACGCUGGCCUCCUGCACCUGUCACACAUGGGCAGCCUGCGCAGCCUCAACCUGCGCUCCUGUGACAACAUCAGUGACACGGGCAUCAUGCAUCUGGCCAUGGGCAGCCUGCGCCUCUCGGGGCUGGAUGUGUCGUUCUGUGACAAGGUGGGAGACCAGAGUCUGGCUUACAUAGCCCAGGGGCUGGAUGGCCUCAAGUCUCUCUCCCUCUGCUCCUGCCACAUCAGUGAUGAUGGCAUCAACCGCAUGGUGCGGCAGAUGCACGGGCUGCGCACGCUCAACAUUGGACAGUGUGUGCGCAUCACGGACAAGGGCCUGGAGCUGAUCGCUGAGCACCUGAGCCAGCUCACCGGCAUAGACCUGUACGGCUGCACCCGAAUCACCAAGCGCGGCCUGGAGCGCAUCACGCAGCUGCCCUGCCUCAAGGUACUCAACCUGGGACUCUGGCAGAUGACGGACAGUGAGAAGGAGGCACGAGGGGAUUUUUCUCCAUUAUUCACUGUGAGAACUCGGGGAAGCUCCAGAAGGCAAUACUUUAUGAAGGAAUAAGGAUUUACAGAGGACUGGGGAUAAGAGAUGGAGGGAAGCUGAACAGAAGGCAGACGAAACUGGCUGAGCCUCUUCAGAACAGAGGACAAUUCCUGGUGGUGAGUCAGUUUGGAUGGGGGAACGGGACACCUUACAUGGGGAUCAAGGAAGAAUCACUGGGGUCAAGAAGAGGUCAAACUGAUGACAAGCAAAUGUUGCCCCAGUAUUACAAUUCCUGUUGCCCCAUCUCAAAAUUACCCUGUCAGUUUGAUGGUAUAAAAUUCUCAGACCCCAUUUCACACCACAGACACCGAGUCCCUAUUCCACAGCCUAGAAGUCCGAAGAAGUAGACGGUAUGUGUGUCUUCCAAAGCUGCCUACCAGAGACGAUCAAGGUGUUGGAGAACUUUGUCUCUCUUAAUUGUUCUGCUGUGUACAACGAGGCUAAACACUCACUGAUAAGAAUUCUCUCCCUGCUGCCCCAGUGCAACUUCUAGAUCGUACACUAGUACACCAGUAACGCAGGAAUUUGCCUACAAGCAGAAACUGGCUGACCUGGGCUUUGGGUGUAGGAACCCUUCCUAAAAACAUGAGUAUCAUCCAGGAGUCUAAACAAUUUGAUGGGCAGACCUUAUACUGAAUCACAAAGGUUUAGGAGUAGGAAUUAGCUAGUCCAGUGGGUUUUUUAAAAAAAAAUUUUUUUAAAGAAGUAGAACUCCAUCUUUCCACUAAAAUCAUAUGUUGAAGCAGAACAAAUAACAUUUAUGUAGUUGAAAAUUGGGGAGGAAAAGAGAUCUCCACUGGCCCUUAAGUAAGAACUGUCUCAAAGUUCUGUCUCAAAAACCACUUAUCUAGCCCAAUUCCUCAAUUUUUAUUAUUUUUAUUUUUUAAUUUGUAUUAUUUUUAUUUAUUUAUUUUUGAGACAGAAUUUCACUCUUGUCUCCCAGGGUGGAGUGCAGUGGCAUGAUCCCUGCUCACUGCAACCUCCACCUUCUGGGUUCAAGUGAUUCUCGUUCCUCAGCAUCCUGAGUAGGUGGGAUUAUAGGCACAUGCCACCCCAUCCGGCUAAUUUUUGUAUUUUUAGUAGAGACAGGGUUUCUCCCUGUUGGCCAAGCUGGUCUCGAACUCCUGACCUCAGGUGAUUCACCCACCUUGGCCUCCCAAAGUGCUGGGAUUACAGGCAUGAGCCACCGUGCCUGGCCUAUUUUCAUGUUUUUAAACAAGGUGUUGCCCUGUCACCCAGGCUGGAGUGCAGGGGCACUAUCAUAACUCACUGCAGCCUUGAACUUCCCACCUUGGUCUCCCAGUAGUGCUGGGGUUACAGGCACGAGCCACUGCACCCUGCACAAUCCCUCCAUUCCUAUAGGUGAGGAAAUGGGAACACAAAGAAGGCAGGUAAAUUACCCAGGGUUAUGGGACUAGGGGUAAAUCUGGUUCCUGAUGCUUAAUCUUUUGCUCUUUCUACUAUAAUACCCUGUCUCUGAGAAUCUAUUCUGAACCCAUGGAACUACACGUGGCGAGCUUAAGCCACAAAAAUUACUGACACAGUGUUUUCAUUAAGGACUUCCCCUGCCCUGUCCAUUUCCUGAGAAUGAGAGGUUUCUAGUUCUUUGUACCACAUUAACUCCAAUUGGUAAUUUUGAAUUCCUUCUUGGCAGAAGUAAUAUAGAUCAGAUUCCAUUAAACAUACUGCUACAGUGAAAAUUUAUUUAAAAAAAAUUCAAAUCCAGCUUAUGGUCUACAGACUUUGGUAAGAUUUAAUCAGCAACAGUUUAGUAUUAUACUGCAAAAGAAUUUGGAUGGUGUUUGGGAUUUUACUAUAAAUAGGUUUCGCCUAUAUUGCGUAUAUUGGCCUCAUGUUGGCACCUUCAAUAAUUCUGACAGCAGUUGGCUUCCAAAUCCCUCACUAUAAAAGUGGUCGCAUAUUACGAAAUCCAACACUGAUAUCCCAGCAUCCCAAGGCGUUUAUCCCUAGAUCUCAUUUAGUUAUCUUCCAAGUAAUCUGCUGUGAUAUGCAGUUUGUUACCCUGGCACAGAGAGGAGGAAAAGAACCAUUAGCCACCCUAAGCCUGGAGUUCUGAGGCUCCCCCAAGGCUUCCAUGUGGCCUUUCUAGGAGGUGGCUCUGUGAUUCCAGCUUCAUCACCAAGGAAUCUUGGGUUAUUUAUGAGAUCAGAGCCCUUAUUAAUAUAAUUCUGUUCAAGGCAAUUUAAACGAAUGAAAUAGGCACGAUGGUGCACGCCCAUGGUCCCAGCUACUUGUGAUGCUGAGGAGGGAGGAUUGCUUGAGCCCAGGAGUUUAAGACUGCAGUGAGCCACGAUGGUGCCACUGCACUCCAGCCUGGCAACACAGCAAGACCCUGCCUCCAAAAAAUUUUUUUUAAUUUAAAAAAAGAAGGGAAGAUAAGUGAGAAUUUGAAAGAAAUGACAAACAUAUUUAAAGCUGCAGGGGCAGGGUGGAGGCAGCCAUGGAGGACACGGCGGGGCGUCAGCUUGUGGGGCUGGAAGUUCCAUUGUGAGCACCUAGAGCGAGGUCUCUCAUACUCGUUCCCACACCACUGAGACUGGCGUUUCAGUAAGGACUGAUUGAGGAAGCAACAGAAUGAAAAAGAGGCCACAAAGAAUGAGGAAACUGUCUACAUGGACUACAAACUCAAGGCCAGCAUCCAAGUAAAACAUCAAAUUGGAAAGAAAAAAUCAGAAACAUUUCAUAUGGCGACGCUGAAAUUCAGUCUCUGGGAUGUGGCGACUUUGGUCUCCGUCUCAUGCCUGACAGUGGAGUCAGAGCCCUGUCAUUUUUAGAGGCUGGGUCCCUGGCACGCGAUGCCUCUGGUACAAAAGAACCCACUCACUGUGCAAGUGGUCUGCGCAGGGGACCAGGUGUGUGGGGCCAACUCACAUCCCUGACUCCUGUUUCUCAGCCAUCAGCUCAUAUCUGAAACCUGGUAUCAGAACAGUUCAUGUCGGGACACUCUUUGAACUCUGUUUGCCCUAGUCCUGGCACUGCUGCCCUACAAAGGGAGGAGAAUUUUAAUAGCAUUUUUAAAAAAAAGGGAAAGAGGAUGAAAUACUUGUAAAGCUUUUGAUAGUAUCGAGUCAUAUACAUGGAAGUAUGCAAGUGGUAAGAGUACUGAAUGUUCUAGAACAUACACAAUACAAGUUGCAGUAGAACUACCUUUUAUAUUACCUCAUGGAGCAGCAAGGCUAUGUUACAGCUGAGAACAAACCUGAGGCUUCUAAACAUUUGGGGCUUUUGAAUACCUCUCCCCAUAUAUUGUUUUGGAGUGACCCCAGCUUUCUGAAGAGCAUGGAGGGUGGAGCAUGGCCAUCCUGCAGCACUGUAGAAAGAGCAAUGGGCUUUAGAGCUCAGUUAUGCUGAUUGUUUUCUGCAUGUCACAGAGCAGAUGACCUAGCCUCUGGUCCUGUUUCCUCAUCUUUAUUUAUUUAUUUAUUCAUUUUUAUUUUUUGGGGAUGGAGUGUCACUCUGUCACCUAGGCUGGAGGGCAGUGGCGUAAUCUCGGCUCACUGCAACCUGCACCUACCAGGUUCAAGCAAUUCUCCUGCCUCAGCCUCCCGAGUAGCUGGAAUUACAGGUGCAUGCUACCGCACCUGACUAAUUUUUCUAUUUUUAGGAGAGAUGGGGUUUCACCACGUUGGCCAGGCUGGUCUCGAACUCCUGACCUCAGGUGAUCCACCCACCUCAGCCUCCCAAAGUGCUGGGAUUACAGGUGUGACCGUGCCCGACCGUGCUUCCUCAUCUUUAAAAUGAGAAUAUGAAAGCCUUCUUCACAGGGUUGUAGUUGGAAUAAAUGAAAUGAGAUGAUGUAUGUAAAGCUUCUACUAUAGUGCCUGGCAUAUAGCAGAUGCUUCGUUCAUUUGAUCAAUAUUAAUUAAGCACCUUACAAUGUGCCAGGCACUGUGUGAGGUGCUGGAUAUAAAAGUUAGUAUGAACAGACCUGGCAUCUGUCUUCUUGGAGCGUGCAGUGUAGCCACCCAUUGUGUCAUUAGCAGUGGCACUUACUGUGAAUGGCCUGCCUUGACUGAGGUGCACAGGUGGUACUUACAUAGGUCACAAAGAUGAGCAAAGUACAGGCACUGCUUCUGAACUGCUUAAAUCUGACUAAAAAGCUAGGACAACCAUAACCACAUAAUUGGAUGGCUCUGCCACUAAUUAAGUGAUCUUGGGAAAAUUAUUUAACAAUUUUGGACCUCAGUUUCCCCAUAAGUAAAAUGAGGAAGUUGGACUGGAUUAAUGAUUCCCAGACUUGGCUGAGUAUCACAAUUGCCUGGGGAAGCUUUUAAAAGUACAUAUUCCAGGGACCCCCCCCCCAGACUUGCUCAUCAGAAUCUUUAAAUGUGGGGCUCAGGGAUGUGUAGAAAU